AAUCACAAUAUUGGUCUCGGUCCGGGAGAACGGACGUGUGUAUAUUGAGUGCGAGUUAUGCGGUAGCUAUUGGACCUGUCUUUUAAACUUUGUUACACGGAAUUCUGGAUUUUAUGUGUGAUUAUUUGGAAUUAAAAGGUGAAAUUUAUACUCCAGUGAUUUCUUUUUACAAAUGAAAAUUGGAUAUUGAAAAGAGAGUAAGGGGUGUCAGAAGAGAGGGGUGAAACGUAUAACUCUUAUGGAUACAGCUCAAGUCAAAACAUUUUACACAGUGGCAUUUUUCAAUUCCUUUUUAGUCACGGCUGCCACUCUCCGUGAAAUAUAAGGAUAUAUAAGGAAUAUAAAUGACGAAUAUUAGAUUGAUUCAUAAAGUGUGUGUGUGGACAUUUCUAUAGAGUAUCAAGAAAAGAAAUCGAACUGAAAGCUGCCUGUCAAGACUUCCUUCAUCAAUAUUCAUGAGUUCUUAACUGCGCAUGUGCGACGUGUGACUGGUGGUAGAAAGUAAAACAUGGCGGCACGGAGUAGCUUCGUGCGGAUAUGGGCUCCGCUUUUAUUUGGAUAUUUUGUGUUUACGUCGGUUUUAACAUACGCUAAAAACGUAGUUUUAUUGGAUUCUGAAAAUUUACAGAGAUUAAGUUGGACUACUCAUAUAGCAAAAAAGCCAGAUGCAACAGAUACUUCAGAAAAUCCUAAUCAAGGGUGGCUGGUUGGAUCAUUCAAUCACAAUGGUCGAAGCAAUAGAGUGUAUACCUCGUGUUACGUUAAAAAUGCUGAUGUUAAUAACUGGUUACGAACCCCCUAUAUAAAACGUGGUGAUGCAAACAGUUUACACGUAGAAAUUAGAUUCACUAUGAGAAAAUGUUCUCGUAUAACAGACCCUUCUAGUUUGCAACAAUGUAAAGAAACCUUUAAUUUAUAUUAUUAUGAAGCAGGGUCAGACAUUGCAAACGAAAUGAUGCCAACGUGGGACGCAACUGCUUACAAGUUAGUGGAUAAAGUUGCGGCUGAUCAUUUAUAUGAAGCGCCCACUGAAAUCAAGAUCAACACGGAGACGAGAAGGAUUGCUUUAAGGCCAAAUUUACAUGGGGUGUAUUUUGCGUUCCAAGACGAGGGAGCUUGUGUGACAUUAAUCUCAAUCAAAGUGUAUCAUGUUAUGUGUCCAAAUAUUACCAUGAAUUUCGCAGACUUUCCAGAAACACCAACUGGUGACACAGAAUUCUCUCUAGUUGAUCGUCAAGGACAAUGUGUAGCUAAUGCUAUAGAGAUGGAACCUCCAACAGAUCUUUGUAGAAGUGAUGGAACAUGGUACAAGGAUCCUAAAGGCCAAUGUUUAUGUAUGCCUGGUUUUGAAGGUGACAAAGAUACCGUAAAAUGUACAGCCUGUGCUGUUGGACAUUACAAAUGGUCACAAGGAAAAGGUGCCUGUAAACCAUGUCCACAACAUAGCUAUGCACUGCUAGGGGCAGUAGAAUGUACAUGUGAACAUGGGUAUUUUAGAAGUCCUCAAGAUGAGAAAUCUAUGGCUUGCACCCAACCACCCACUGCCCCCAGAUCCCUGCUUUUAGAGGUCAUGACUGCUACAUCUGCAACUCUUUUGUGGCAGCCACCAUCAAAACUUGGGGGAAGAGAAGAUCUCCAAUAUGAAGUAGUGUGUCGGCAAUGCAACAGUCAGGUGAAAUUCCAUCCAGGAUGGCGUGGAUUUAAUACAACAAGAGUAACUUUGACCGGUCUGGCGCCACAGAAUCAGUAUCGAAUUGUUAUAAAUGCUCAGAAUGGUGUUAGUGAAAUCAGUGGCCAUAUAUCUUCCGCAGACAUCACUAUUACUACUGAUGCUAAUGGUGGAGGAAGUAGUAAUCCAGAUACACCGUUUUCAAAUGGUGAGGAUUCGAGUAAUCUAAAUAUGUUUGAUAACAGAUAUAAUCCUGUGAAAAUGAUCAACAUUCGAAUUAUAAAUCGCAGUAUGAAAUACAUUACAAUAGCAUGGGAUGCACCAGCUAGUGUUGGCAGUAUCAAGUUAUUUCAAGUCAAGUAUUAUCCACGUGAUGACACAAGUAAAACCAAAGUUAUACCAACAACAUCACCAAAUUUUACAUUAACCGAUUUCUUACUUGAUACAGAAUACUUAUUCCAGGUACGAGGUCUUACAGACCAAGGAUGGGGGAUCUAUAGUGAACCAUUAUCUGUAUCAACUGGUAGUGGCGGAGAGUAUGUGGACACUGAAUUGAAGGAUCCACCAAUUGGAAUCAUUGCUGGUUCUAUUGUUGCUGUCAUUCUCUGUAUGGCCAUAGCAACCAUCAUGAUUAUUAUUCUACUGAGAAGAAACAGACAAAAUGGUAAUGAAAAGAAAGAAUGUGAUACACCUUAUGGCCACGUCCUCCAUUAUCCCCAGUUGGAGCCACAUAUCAAUGGUGGAUUAACAAUGCCAUUGUUCCCAUCUCCUGGUUCUAUACAUAGUUCUGUCAGAACGUAUAUUGAUCCGCACACUUAUGAAGACCCUAAUCAAGCUGUACGAGAAUUUACCAGAGAAAUUGAUAUAUCACAUAUAACUAUAGAAUCUGUAUUGGGUGGUGGUGAAUUUGGUGAUGUAUGUAAAGGUAAAUUACGGGUACCAGGGCGACCGGAAAUGACUGUAGCCAUUAAGACUUUAAAACCAGGAGCAACUGAAAAAAAUCGUUUAGAUUUUCUCACUGAAGCUAGUAUUAUGGGGCAGUUUGACGAUCCUAAUGUUAUAUUCUUAGAAGGUGUUAUUACUAAAAACAACCCUAUUAUGAUUGUUACUGAAUUUAUGGCCAACGGUUCUCUUGAUACCUUCCUUAGGAAUAAUGAUGGGAAAUUUACUAUUAUUCAAUUAGUUGGUAUGAUGCGAGGUAUUUCAGCUGGUAUGAAAUAUUUAUCAGAAAUGGGUUAUGUUCACAGGGAUUUAGCUGCAAGAAAUAUUCUAGUUAAUGAAAGUCUUGUUUGUAAAGUUGCUGAUUUCGGUUUGUCAAGAGAAAUAGAAUCUGAUAAUACAGAUGGUGCUUACACUACAAAGGGAGGUAAGAUACCGGUACGAUGGACAGCACCUGAAGCCAUUGCUUUUAGAAAGUUUACAUCAUCUUCUGAUGUAUGGAGUUAUGGUGUUGUCAUGUGGGAAAUAAUGUCCUAUGGUGAACGACCAUAUUGGAAUUGGUCCAAUCAAGAUGUUAUUAAGGCAGUAGAGAAAGGUUAUAGACUUCCACCUCCCAUGGAUUGUCCAGAAGCAACACACCAAUUAAUGCUAGAUUGCUGGCAGAGAGAAAGAUCUCAUAGACCAAAGUUUUACCACAUUGUCAAAACUCUAGAUAAACUUAUUAGAGCACCUGAACUGCUGAGAAAAAUGGCUAAGCCAAGACCCCACAAUUUUAUAGAUCCCAAUGUACCUGAUAUGACCCAGUUUACAACUGUUGAAGAAUGGUUAAUCUCUAUAAAAAUGGAACGAUAUAUUGACAAUUUUGUUCAUGCAAACUAUUUCACAAUGGACCAAAUAUCUCGUGUUACAGUGAAAGAUUUAAUUAAUCUCGGAAUAUCAUUAGUAGGACAUCAGAAAAAAUUAAUGAACAGUAUACAAACAUUACGUGCCCAAAUUGCUGGAGCACAAAUGUCCGAAGGAUUUCUUGUAUAGUUCGUAAUCUGUGAUUAGUUUUUACAGACAUUUUGAUUGGCCGAACAGCUGAUCAGCUAUAUAUUAGAGACCAUGGUUGGAUAAUCAAGGUCAUGUGAUACAAAAUUCCAAAGUCAUAUAUUAAUUAUACAGUAGUGUCCUUAGCUAGGAUUUGGAUACUGUCGAACUGCUCACUCUAAAUCUAGGUGUUGUGUUACAAGAGCUCAGUUUAUCAUAUAUUACGAAGUAUUUGAUUGGACGGUGGUUUAUAUGUAUUGUGACUUUAUUAUCCUACAACCUCAUAGACCACCUACCAUGAGCACGUCUGUGACCAGGUUUUGAAUAUACAGAGAGAGAGAAAAAAAACGGUGUGGAUAAAAGCCUGAAAAUAUUGUAUGGAACUCAUAAAUGUAUAUAGGUAGUAUUUAUUGGGAUUUUUUACCAGUUCAAAACUGUCUGGAUCCAGACUAUUUAUAAUAGAUAAAGACUUAAAAAUUACAAACUGGUUAUAAAGAGUCUAUAACCACGAUAAAGGUAUUCCUGCAGACACAAUUAUAGUGCAGAAUCUCAUAUUGUGUUAUGUUUAAUAUGGAAGGUAUCCAACCGCAAGAGACGUUACAUUAUGCAAAGUGGAAGCAGCAAUAUUGUAGUGUACGCAAUAUAUGCAGUGCUAUUGAACAAGAGUUUUUAAUGGCACCAGAAGGCUAUAUUAUUACUGAUAUUGUAUAUUAUUAUUAUUAUUAUCUUAGUAUGUCAGCCAAACAGUGCUAUGCCUUGAGCUAUGCAAAGACUUGCAGUCAUUAUUGAUAAAAACCUCACAUAAAAAGCAAUGGUUCCACAUUGGCUAGUGGUACUACAAACACUAUACAAGGGGACAUGUUUGGUGAUCUGGAUGUUGCAGUUGUAUGAAAGAACUCUUGCAGCCAAAUAUUUUACAUGUAAAUGUAUCUUUUUAUUGAUGUAACAAUUUAUUUGGUGUACUUUUUUUUCGUAAAAUAAGUUUUUAAUUUUAAAAAAAUAUCUUUUUGUCUCAAUUUGGUUAGAUUUUAUGUGAACUACUACAAUAUAUUUAAAAUAUAUGCUUAGUAGUCAGCCUUAUAAAAAAUUCUUUUACAACUGUUUAUGAAAUUGUAGUUUUAAUUUAAAUAUUUCUCAAAAUUUCUUAACUUGUGUUUUAAAUUGAUGCAUUAUUGACAAUUCUGUUAGAUUUUUUUUGAUUUUUUUUGGCCCAUGGAUACGACUUUUUUAAUUAAAAUAUGUAUUUUGUAUAUAUUGUGUGUCUUAUUUUUGUACAUAUUAAAAUAAGUGAUAUCUCAUCUUCAACCAAAUUAAAACAUUAUCACUCCCAACAAAAAUACCAUUUCUAAAGAAUAUUUCAUUUAAACUUUAAUAUUACUUACAAAAAAAUAUACAAUAAUUAGGUCUCCAUAUUGUGUAAUGUACUUAAUAAAAUCUCUUUCUUAAAAUUAAUUUCUUUAUAAAAAUGAAAUUGUAGAAUAAAUUCCUAUGAGAUCUGGAUUGGUUCCAUAAAAUUACUAUUUAUUCAAUAUAGUAUUAUUUCAAAAAGGUAGCACAUUCUUAGUUAAUAGCAUAAUGAACCAGACAAUGUUUCUCACAUUUAUGACAACUAAAUAGUAUAAGGGGUGAUAAUAAUAUAUGUAAUAAUGUAAAUAUACAUGUAUGUAAGGUGUGAAUAGUGUUUAUUUAGUGCGAGUGCUGUGUUUGAACGUUGGUCGAGUGGAUGGGAGACAUACAUCUAUUGUAUUUAAAACAAAAAUUUCUUUGUAACUGUUUUUCUUCACUUUUUUAUAACUUAAUGUCUCAUCAUGAAUGUUCUUUAGAAAAUUCAACUAGUGUUGAUAGACUUUCUUUGAAGAGACACCAUCUUGUUGUUAUAACAAGCUAAUCUAGAAAAUUAACAUUAUAUAUACUUAUAUUCCUUCUUGAUAUUUUGAAGGAAUUUACAUAUCAUAUAGUAAAUAAAUUAAAUUAGAAAAACAUAGAAAUUUCUCUUGUAUGUGUGGCUUAUGUAUAAAAAGUACUGCUAGAUAGGUUUUACGUCUAAAUUUCAACUCAAUUUAAAAUUUAAUCCACAAAGACAUUUUCGUAUCUUUUGGCAGAUUAUCCUCAUUUUAAAUAAAUAUUUUCAAAAAAUCUGAAAUUUAUUUGAAGAAUUUAAUUAUACAAUGAUAAUUUUAUACAUGGCAUGUUAAUUGUAAGCACUCUCCUCUCAUUAGCUUUUUUUUUCUUCAAGAAAAUGUUUAUAUUGUCAUUCAUCUUCUGAAUGUGUUCAUAUCUCAUCAUUUAUGUAAAAUAUAUAUUAUGCUUUAUACAUAUAAUUAUGUACAGAAUUUUGUACUUAAUAAAUUUUUUUUGUUAAAUUAAUCUAUAGAUAUGAAGAUUGUAUGAAACAAAAUGAUAAAAUAGCAUGUUUUUUUUUAGUCUACUAGUCGGGUAGACUUACCAUCCAGAACAAACGAGCCACUAAAGUGAUAGCAAUAAAUAUGCACGUGGUCGUGUACUAUACUUGUUAUAACUUGUAAUAAAAACAAAAUAAAAUGUAUAAAUUCCAAACAUAAA
Patella vulgata (common limpet) is the source of this 6199-nucleotide messenger RNA. RefSeq names its product ephrin type-B receptor 1-B. The record is from RefSeq and is a predicted model, not a curated record. Gene Ontology annotation, molecular function: transmembrane-ephrin receptor activity; protein binding; ATP binding. The transcript is spliced from 22 exons. Gene Ontology annotation, biological process: cell surface receptor protein tyrosine kinase signaling pathway; axon guidance; protein phosphorylation. NCBI's taxonomy places the organism in Eukaryota, Metazoa, Mollusca, Gastropoda, Patellidae. The coding region runs from base 509 to 3640 and encodes 1043 amino acids. Gene Ontology annotation, cellular component: neuron projection; plasma membrane.